AUGAAGCCUCUUGUAUGGCCUCUCCUGCUCUUGCAGGUCUUCUCGCCAGUAUGGGCAGAUGCGAAUCGCGAACACACCACAGCGGCCGCAACAGACAUAGUCAACGGCCAUGAGACUGGUCAGUCUUACCGAGAGCCCGGCGCGGACCACGUCGAUGCCGCCAUUGCGAAACUGCACGAGAUACAUCCUCCAUCCCACCACCACCAAAGGCGGAAGAAACCUGGAAUAUUGGGCACUAUCGGGCAACUCGCAUGGAAAGCUGUCCCGAGUCUGCGUAUGAGCGCCCCGCCGUCAGAGGAUGGCAGCAGCAGCAGCAACCACAAAGUGAUGGAUGCGCGGCUCGUCGAUGCCGUCAAGCACCUCGAGGCAGCUACGCACAAGAACAACUCCGACGCACUUUAUCUUCUGGGACACAUGAACUUCUAUGGCAACUAUACCCACCCAAAGGACUUUAAGAAAGCCUUCGAUUAUUUCCAGCAGCUCUCGACCCUGAAUGGAAACAGCUCGGCCAUGUACAUGGUCGGUCUCAUGUAUUCCACGGGGGUCGGGGGCUCCGUGCAGCGGGACCAGGCCAGGGCGUUGUUAUACUACACCUUCGCGGCGCUCAAGGGACACACUAGAGCUGAGAUGACCCUGGCAUCCCGGCAUCACACUGGCGUGGGCACCCCAAAGAGCUGCGAGACGGCUUGCAAGUACUACAAAAACGUCGCGGAUAAGGUCAUGGAAUGGUACCGAUCGGGGCCGCCCGGUGGCAUGAGCUGGAGUAGAGAGGCCUCUCAUAUCGCUGACGACUUUGGUGGCUUAUACGGCGAGGGAGCAAGUGUUUCCAGCUCUGGAAUCAAUGCCGUUCGACACCAUCCUCACUCGGAUGCCUAUGCCUCUAUCGAAGACAUCAUUGAGUAUCUGGAUUUGAUGUCGAACAAGGGCGACUUCAAGUCGUCCUUCAACCUUGGCCGCAUUUACUAUGAGGGGCAGAGAGGCUUGGAGCGAAACCUCGGCAUGGCCGCCAAGUACUUUUUCAUGGUGGCCAAGAAGUAUUGGAAGCCUAACGGGCGUAUUGAGGAGAAUUUCAAACCGGGCCUCGACAAGAUCGCAGCUAAAGCCGCGGGCUACCUCGGCCGCAUGUAUAUGCGUGGCGAGGGCGUGCAGCAGGACUUCGACAGGGCAAGGUUCUGGUUCGACCGUGGCAUCUCCCACGCCGAUGCGCAAUCCCAGUUCUGUCUGGGAUUGAUGUUGUUGAGGGGAUAUGGAGUCUCCAAAAACAUUGGAAAGGCUACUGACCUUUUCAAGGCAUCAGCGGACCAGGACUAUGCCCUGUCACAGGUCCAGCUCGGUGUCCUGUUCCUUGACCGUGGACAGCCAGACGACGUGCGAGUGGCGAAUGACUACUUUGAGCUCGCCGCUAGAUACGGCAACAUUGAGGCCCAGUACUACCUCGCAGAAAUGAUCCACCAUGGUAUUGGCAGAGACAAGGCCUGCGCUCAGGCGAUGGGUCUGUACAAGACGGUAGCAGAGAAGGCCGAGCCGUUGGUGUCGGCGUGGAAUGAGGCAAACAACGCCUACGAAGAUGGCGACUACGAGCUUGCAUUCCUGGGUUACUUACAUGCAGCUGAAGAGGGUUACGAAUCCGCCCAAAACAACGUGGCCUAUCUGCUCGACGCGAGGCAGUCGAUGCUGUCCAACGUUCUUGGAAUCGGGGAGAGCAGGUCUUCUCUGAUGGAUAACCCUGCACUUGCGCUCAUUUACUACACACGAUCAUCGAGACAGGGCAACAUGGACUCGCUGGUCAAAAUGGGCGACUACUACCUGGACGGCAUCGGGACUGACCUCGAUAUCGACAAGGCUGUUAAGUGCUAUACGGGCGCCUCUGAGUAUCACCAGUCGGCUCAAGCCCUGUUCAAUCUUGGCUGGAUGCAUGAGAAUGGGGUGGGGCUGGACCAAGACUUCCAUCUGGCCAAGCGUUACUAUGAUCUUGCCCUCGCUACCAACGAGGAGGCAUAUCUCCCAGUAAAGCUCAGCCUACUCAAGCUGCGCGCAAGAAGCUAUUGGAACACGGUGACACAUGGGCGGAUCAACUCAAUCCAAGACGAGCCAGAAAACAAGAAAGACUGGUCCUUCAGCGAAUGGGUCAACAAUUUCAUCCAGGACGACGGAUAUUUCUAUGACGACGUCAUGUACGAUGAUAUAUACGACGACACCAUGCCGGGAGGCGACGCACCGCACUAUCCUGGUGCGGAGGAUGACGGGGUCGUAGAUACGCUGAUCAUCAUGUCGCUGGCCAUGGCGCUUGCGUUCGUCGUCUACUACAGACAACACCGGGAGCGGGCUGAGCAGGCUCGGAGGCAGAGAGAGCAGCAGCAGGCGCAAGGGCAACAGCAGGGAGGAAACGCUGGUGCUGCUGCUGUUGCUAAUAAUAACGGCGCUGCCGCGCAGCCUCCAGCGAACCCUGCGUUUGAGGACUGGGUCGCUGGCGGAGUUCCUUUUUAG
Molecule: messenger RNA, 2487 nt
Organism: Diaporthe amygdali
Lineage: Eukaryota; Fungi; Ascomycota; Sordariomycetes; Diaporthales; Diaporthaceae
Exons: 3
Coding region: 1-2487 (828 amino acids)
Biological process (GO): ERAD pathway
Cellular component (GO): endoplasmic reticulum membrane
Molecular function (GO): protein binding
Source: RefSeq, a predicted model, not a curated record